AGUUGGGGGGUCUCAAAUUCAAUACUCUAGAGAGAGAAAGAGAGAAGAGAGAGAUAGAGAGAGGUCAAAUCGAGUGAGGGUAGGGUGUCUUGUAUUUUAUAAUUUUCUGUGGUGGUGGUGCUGGGAUUAGCUAAAACAGGUUAAGGGUUUCAUUUCAUUCAGACAAAAAAUCACAUACACGCACACAAAGAGAGAGAGAGAGAACCCUUUUGGGUAAAAAAGCUGUGUGUGAGAGAGAGAGAGAGAGAGAGAGAUUUUUAAUACUGGAACAGAACUUGCUCUAGCUCGAAACCCUAGAAAAAUCCCUAUCUUCUUCUUCUUCUUCUUCCUUCUAUUCUAAACUAUUCUCUUCCUCUUCCUGUCUUUGCUGAUGGAUCCCUUUGAUUUGAUUCGUAAAGGGUUUGGCUGAAGCUUGCUGAAAGUUGAGUUUUUAUUUCUUCUAUGCAUGUAUAUUAUAGUGUUUUAUUCAUUUUCAUUUAACUAAAUAAUGAGCUUAUCCAAGAAAGGAACCCAAGCUAACACCACGAAGCUGAGCAACCUAAGCAAGGCAACAUCCUUGAAUCCAAAUGCAGCAGAGUUUGUUCCCUUUUUCCUUAGAUCAUCAUCAUCUGGAAGCACCAGCACCGCAGAUGCGGCAGCAAGGCUUGCUAAUUCUGGGACUUUAGGAAAAGCAGUGCUAGAUAGAUCAGAGUCAUCUGUUUCGAAUAUUUCUGAUGAAGAGGCCCAUCAAUACUGGCGUCGCCAGCUCCCCGAUGAUAUUACCCCUGACUUUAAGGUCAUGGGAGAAGAUGAAUCUCAAGGUAUUGGGAACCUCUCUUUGGCGGGUUUGUCCUUGCAUGAUGUUAGUGAAGCUUCAAAGUUUCCUGCUUCUCCAGGCAGUGGAUACUUGUUAAAUGAGCAGCAAGAAUUAUCUCCACACAAUAUUAAUGGUAAUAGCUAUGCUGGAAAGUUGAGAUUUCCUGCUUCAUCCUAUGGUGAAGAUUUAUCGUCGCCUAGUUUUCUUCACAUGUCACCUAAGCCAUGGGAUAGUCAAACUAUGAAUAGUCAUCAGUUCAGGGAGGGGCCUCCUUAUGAUAGCAAUUCUAGACAUGGGUUUGUGAACGAUAUGUUGGGUGAGCAAGCAAUUGUGGAGGAUAAUGAAAUGAACCCCAUUGAGUUAUUGGUAUCUCAUUUCCCAGGUUUUGCUGCUGAAAGCCUUGCAGAAGUAUACUUUGCCAGCGGGGGCGAUAUAAACCUGACAAUUGAGAUGCUCACCCAGUUAGAGCUUCAAGUUGAUGGUGGUUUCAAUCAGAGUAUGAACUCAAAGACCUUAUCAACCCCCAAUCUUAGUUCAAUGGACUUCCCUGCCCUUACUGUUCCCGAUAGUCAGAAUGGUCCUCCAAAAUAUGCUGGAGAUGAUCUCCAACAAAAUGGCAAUCCUUUUCGAUCUUCUGACAAGGACAACAUGCUUAUGUUCAAAUCUGGAUCUUCCAUUCCAUCUAGGGGUGCUAUAGAUUUUGCUUCAGCUGUCAGGAAAUUGGCAUCUCAGGAUUCUGGUAUAUGGAAGUAUGAAAGAAAUGGUUCUGCUGAUGCCACUAUUGGCUCAAGUAGAAGUUCCCAUGUUUUGGCUAGUGCUUACAGUAGUGGACAAGGGAGAGGCAUCUAUGGUGACAGGCUGCAAGAUCGUGGUUCUGCUCGAGCGGCUCCUGUCUGGCUUGAAACUGGAGAUGCUGUUGCAAAUAUGUAUUCUGAGCUGCGAGAGGAAGCUCGUGACCAUGCACGCCUGCGCAAUGCAUACUUUGAUCAGGCACGGCAAGCGUUCCUUAUUGGUAAUAAGGCUCUAGCAAAGGAAUUGAGUGCUAAAGGGCAGGUGCACAACAUGCAUAUGAAGGCAGCUCAUGGGAAAGCUCAAGAAUCUAUUUAUCGUCAGAGGAACCCAGUUCCUCCAGAGAUGCAGGGCAAUGGAAGAGGACAAGAGCGGAUGAUAGACUUGCAUGGGCUGCAUGUUAGUGAAGCCAUUCAUGUUCUGAAGCACGAGUUGAGUGUGUUGAGGGGCACUGCCAGAGCAGCUGAGCAGCGCCUGCAGGUUUACAUAUGUGUUGGAACAGGUCACCACACCAGGGGUGCCCGCACUCCAGCUAGGCUUCCUGUUGCUGUGCAACGUUAUUUGCUUGAAGAAGAGGGCCUUGAAUACACCGAGCCACAGCCAGGGCUGCUUCGAAUUGUGAUAUAUGUCUGCAAGCAGGAAAUGCAGUUGCAAGCCAACCUCAGAGUCAGACUCAGAGCCACUUCCAUUUCCAUUUUCCCAUUUGCCAAAACCCCAUUCCCUCACAUUCUCCUCCUUCACUUCUGCUUCUCCUCUCUCUGCGACCUCGUCUCUCACCCUUCCUAUUUUGCAUUAUCUUCUUCUUCUUCUCAAUGGUUUUCCAUCCUCCGUGUCGCCAUUUCCAAAACCGACUUGCUGCUUGGCAAGUCUGCGCAUGCACGUAUUAUCAUCUCGGGCCAAAACCCAGAUCGUUUUUUGAACAACAAUCUCCUUACACUGUAUGCAAGAUGUGGGUCACUUUCAUCUGCACGCCAACUGUUUGAUAAAACCCCUGACAGAGACCUUGUAACCUGGAAUUCCAUUCUAGCUGCCUACGCACACUCCGCGGACUCUGAGGUCGAGAAUGUUCAAGAGGGUUUUCAGCUGUUUCGCCUUCUUCGUGAGUCUAUAGUUUUAACUAGUCGAUUCACUUUGGCGCCGGUUCUAAAGCUCUGCUUGCUCUCUGGGUAUGUAUGGGCUUCCGAGGCUGUUCAUGGGUAUGCCAUUAAGAUUGGGUUGGGAUGGGACGUGUUUGUAUCCGGGGCUCUCGUGAAUAUAUAUGCUAAGUUUGGGCGGAUUAGGGAGGCCCGUGUUUUGUUUGAUGGCAUGCAAGAGAGGGAUGUUGUGUUGUGGAAUGUAAUGCUCAAGGCUUAUGUGGAAAUGGCUUUAUAUAAAGAUACACUCUAUCUCUUUUCAUCUUUCCUUCGGAGUGAGUUGCAUCCUGAUGAUGUCAGUGUGCAUUGUGUUCUUAAUGGGAUUAACAAUGUUGGUUCUGAUGAAGGGAACAGGCUUGCCGAGCAGGUUAAAGCCUAUGCGAUGAAAUUGUUUGUGAAUCAUGAAAACUCAGAUGUAUUUAUGUGGAACAAGAAAUUGUCUGAGUAUCUCCAAGCCAGUGAAAAUUGGGCUGCUGUCCAGUGCUUUGUAAAUAUGAUUAGAUCAAAAGUAGAAUACGAUAGUGUGACAUUGGUUGUUAUUCUCUCUGCAAUUGCAGGUGUAAAAAACCUGGAGAUGGGGCAGCAGGUUCAUGGUGUUGCUGUGAAGUCGGGUUUUGAUUCUGUUGUUACUGUAGCAAAUAGUCUUAUCAACAUGUAUUCAAAGGCAGGUUCUCUUUAUUUUGCACGAGAAGUGUUCAAUUCCAUGAAAGAAAUGGAUUUAAUUUCAUGGAACUCAAUGAUAUCUAGUUGUGCACAGAGUAGUUUAGAAGAGGAAUCAGUGAACCUAUUUAUAGAUUUGUUACGUGAUGGCCUUAGGCCAGAUCAAUUUACAAUUACAAGUUUUUUAAGGGCUUGCUCCUCUUUUAAAGAAGGCCUGUAUCUCUCCAAACAGAUUCAUGUUCAUGCAAUAAAAACCGGAAUAAUUGCUGACAGUUUUGUUUCGACGGCCCUUAUUGAUGUAUAUACUAGGACUGGAAAUAUAGAGGAGGCAGAGUUUCUUUUUGAAAAUGAAGUUGAAUUUGAUUUGGCAUCUUGGAAUGCAAUGAUGUUUGGUUACAUAAUGAGUAAUGACAAUCAGAAAGCAUUGAACCUCUUGAGUCUGAUACAUGAAAGUGGAGAGAGGGCAGAUCAGAUUACUUUGGCAACUGCAGCUAAAGCCUCAGGUUGCUUGGUUGGGUUAGAACAAGGGAAGCAAAUUCAUACUUAUGUAAUAAAAACAGGAUUUGACCUAGAUUUAUGUGUCAGCAGUGGUAUUCUUGAUAUGUACAUCAAAUGUGGAGACAUGGAAAGCGCACACAUGGUUUUCACCCAAAUCCCUAUGCCUGAUAAGGUUGCAUGGACAACUAUGAUCUCAGGAUGUGUGGAAAAUGGAGAUGAGGACCAAGCUCUUUCUAUAUAUCAUCAGAUGAGACUCACAGGAGUCCAGCCUGAUGAAUAUACCUUUGCUACACUUGUCAAAGCCAGCUCCUGUCUAACAGCAUUGGAACAAGGGAGACAAAUUCAAGCAAAUGUGAUAAAGUUGGAUUAUGCUUUAGAUCCUUUUGUUGGGACUUCACUUAUUGACAUGUAUGCCAAGUGUGGGAACAUAGGAGAUGCGUACCUUUUAUUCCAGAGGAUGAAAGUGAGUAACAUUGCCUUGUGGAAUGCAAUGUUGAUAGGGUUAGCUCAAUAUGGAAAUGCCAAAGAAGCCCUGAAACUUUUUAAAGCUAUGAAAUCUAAUGGUAUUGAGCCUGAUAAAGUUACUUUUAUUGGGGUACUUUCCGCAUGUAGCCAUUCUGGUUUAAUUUCUGAAGCUUAUGAGUAUUUUGAUUCAAUGAGCAAAAAGUAUGGUGUUAAACCUGAGAUUGAGCACUACUCUUGUCUAGUUGAUGCCCUUGGCCGUGUGGGUCGUGUUCAAGAAGCAGAAAAGCUAAUAGGAUCGAUGCCCUUUGAAGCUUCUGCUUCCAUGUAUAGAGCCCUGCUUGGUGCUUGUAGGGUUCAAGGGGACACAGAAGCUGGAAAACGGGUCGCAACCCAGCUCUUGGCAUUGGAGCCAUCAGAUUCAUCUGCUUAUGUGCUUUUGUCCAAUAUCUACGCUGCUGCCAACCAAUGGGAUGAUGUAACUGUUGCUAGAAAAAUGAUGGAAAGGAAAAAAGUAAAGAAGGAUCCAGGGUUCAGCUGGAUAGAUGUCAAAAACAAGGUGCAUUUGUUUGUGGUGGAUGAUAGAUCCCAUCCACAAACUGAUUUGAUAUAUGAUAAGGUGGAGGACUUGAUAAAAAGGAUAAGAGAAGAAGGAUACGUCCCUGAUACGGACUUUACACUGCUUGAUGUGGAAGAAGAGGAGAAAGAGCGUGCUCUUUAUUACCAUAGUGAGAAGUUAGCUGUAGGUUAUGGACUCAUAAGUACUCCCCCAUCCUCUACAAUUCGGGUGAUUAAAAACCUUAGAGUUUGUGGAGACUGCCAUAAUGCAAUCAAAUAUAUCUCAAAGGUUUCUCAACGAGAAAUUGUGUUGAGAGAUGCUAAUCGGUUCCAUCGUUUCAGUGAUGGAAUAUGCUCUUGUGGAGAUUAUUGGUGAUGUGAAAUUGAUCUUACUGUUUUUGUCUCUC
Quercus robur (English oak) is the source of this 5303-nucleotide messenger RNA. Its product is annotated as pentatricopeptide repeat-containing protein At4g33170. Lineage: Eukaryota; Viridiplantae; Streptophyta; Magnoliopsida; Fagales; Fagaceae. The record is from RefSeq and is a predicted model, not a curated record. Gene Ontology annotation, molecular function: protein binding; RNA binding; zinc ion binding. Bases 488 to 5272 code for a protein of 1594 amino acids. Gene Ontology annotation, biological process: RNA modification. The transcript has 7 exons.